UGGUAUUACUGGUUGUAAAUCGCAUCCGUUUCUCAUGCACAAACAAAUCAAAUUUAAAUUUCAAGUGUAACAUGUAGGACGUCUGGUGGAAGUAUACACUGUUUAGCGUAAUUGAUAUAUUCCGUUUGGUAAUCAAAUCAACAUUUUAAGUAAAGUAUGGAAGUACACUUAGACCCGAAGGAAGUCUUGGCUCACCUCAACGAAAUGGGAUAUAGAAACAUUACACCGGAGCAGUUACGGGAUUUCGUUCGAGAUUUGAAAAAACUCAUCAAAUAUGAUGUUCAGCAUUGUAAAUGUGAAAAUUGGCAUAGUGGACUCUGCACAACCUGUAGCAGUAGAUCUGCCACACCAAAUGAAAGGCCUCCACUCUCAUCAGUGAACGGAACACAGCACCAGCCAAGAGGCGACAAACUGUCGGAUGACAAAAAGCCUACCAAGACAGAUGCAUCAUGCAGAGAAUACACAGUUACAGCUGAAAUAAAAACUGGUUACCCAAAAAGCAAUAAAUUGAAGAAACCAGACAAUGUAAAGUUUGAAAAGGAAAAUAAAAUUGAAAUAGUAGAAUACACAAAACCAGCACCAUCUUUCAUCAAACCAUGGCAACUUCAACGGGGUUCGAUGCCAUCACGCAGUGAUCCUGUCUCCCUCUACCACAAGUACCAGACAUAUUGGCGCCAACAGAAAGUUCCUGGAGAGGAUAGUCGUGCUGAGUUACGUUGGAGAGUACGUGAAAAAAUGAUAGGACAGGAUCCACAUCCUCGGAAAAAUACAUGGCUGUUUAAAGUGAAGAGCUGUAUUGAUGAUAACAAACAUAUUAACAAAAUAUUCUUUGAAGAAGAGUAUUACCCCAGUGCAUAGUAACAAAAAAUGUGUUCUUCAAGCUUUUUGAUCAUUUAAGAAGAUUGUUUUGAGAUUGUAUAGUGUCUCUCUUCAUCAAUGCCAGUUUCGAAAGCUUCUUCCGUGGAAUCCUUAUACCGAAGAAACAAGAGGUAAAUUUCAAACAAGCAGUUGUAAAGGUUUUCGAAUGGAUUCAUCUUUAUAGUUCCUUUUAAUGACUAUUUUUACUGUUUUUGUACAUUUGGAAGGUGUGUAAUAUAUUGAAACAAUUUGAUACUGUUAACAAAAAGUAAUUGCAUACAAACAUACCUGUACGUUAAAAGAAGAGUUUCCUAUUGUAAUUUUGUGAAAAAAGUACCUGACACUUUUUCAUUGUCACAUUUACAGUGAAAAUAUAAAUGUUAGAUCUAUCUGUAAGCUAUGUUAUGAAGUAGUUUAUUUGGAUUGACUGCAAUUGGUUCAUUCUUACUACGCUAAACAGUGUUUUUAUAUGCUUGUGUAGGUAAGGCAAAAUAUUCUUCUCUGUGUGACAUAAUCAUAAGUUUAUCAUCUUUAUCAUUUUUUAUUAAUUUUGUAAACAUGUAAAAGCCUGUAAGUUUUAACUAGUGAUUUUAGUUUAAAAUUUUAUUGUAAAUAUUGAUUUGUAAAUAUUUAGACUUACCGAGACUGUCUUUGUUUGAAAUCUUUCGGUGAAAAGAUAAUAUUAUAACUCA
This is a messenger RNA of Schistocerca americana (American grasshopper), 1550 nucleotides long. RefSeq lists its product as uncharacterized. The coding region runs from base 157 to 858 and encodes 233 amino acids. Lineage: Eukaryota; Metazoa; Arthropoda; Insecta; Orthoptera; Acrididae. The transcript is spliced from 6 exons. Gene Ontology annotation, cellular component: centriole; non-motile cilium. The record is from RefSeq and is a predicted model, not a curated record. Gene Ontology annotation, biological process: cilium assembly.